Molecule: messenger RNA, 5940 nt
Organism: Darwinula stevensoni
Lineage: Eukaryota; Metazoa; Arthropoda; Ostracoda; Podocopida; Darwinulidae
Source: the annotation of a GenBank genome assembly
UUACCUAAUUUUUAUUCCUGUAUUUCAUUUUCAGAGGGCUUCAGCUAUGAUGAUGAAGUCUCUGAGGAAAUUUCCUCUGAGCUAUGGCAAGAAGCAUGUUGGAUUGUCAUCAAUGCAUAUUUUGAUGAGAAGGGACUUGUCAGGCAGCAGUUGGACUCUUUUGAUGAGUUCAUCCAGAUGUCCGUCCAGCGGAUUGUGGAAGACUCUCCUCAAAUUGAUCUUCAAGCUGAAGCCCAGCAUUCUUCUGGCCAGCUAGAGGAACCACCACGAUAUCUGCUGAAGUUUGAGCAGAUUUACUUGUCCAAGCCUACCCAUUGGGAAAAGGAUGGAGCACCAAGUCCAAUGAUGCCAAAUGAAGCACGUCUGAGGAAUCUGACAUACUCAGCUCCACUUUAUGUGGACAUUACAAAAACUGUGAUAAGGGAAGGGGAAGACCCCGUGGAAACGCAGCAUCAAAAGACAUUUAUUGGAAAAAUUCCCAUCAUGUUGAGGUCAACCUACUGUCUUCUCAAUGGCCUAACUGAUCGAGAUCUGACAGAAUUGAAUGAGUGUCCUCUGGACCCUGGGGGAUAUUUCAUCAUCAACGGAUCAGAGAAGGUCUUGAUUGCCCAGGAGAAGAUGGCCACCAACACUGUUUAUGUGUUUGCAAUGAAAGAUGGGAAAUAUGCCUACAAGACAGAGAUCAGAUCGUGCCUAGAACAUUCCUCUCGCCCAACCUCCACCCUCUGGGUCAAUAUGCUUGCUCGUGGUGGACAGAGCAUCAAGAAAAGUGCAAUUGGUCAGAGGAUCAUUUCCAUCUUGCCAUACAUCAAGCAGGAGAUACCCAUUAUAAUUGUGUUCCGUGCCUUGGGAUUUGUGGCUGACAGGGACAUCCUGGAGCACAUCAUUUAUGAUUUUGAUGAUCCUGAAAUGAUGGAAAUGGUGAAGCCUUCAUUGGAUGAGGCUUUUGUGAUCCAAGAGCAAAGUGUUGCUCUGAAUUUCAUUGGAGCCCGAGGUGCUCGGCCUGGAGUUACCAAAGAGAAACGAGUCAAGUAUGCCAGGGAAAUCCUUCAGAAAGAAAUGCUACCGCAUGUUGGAGUCUCUGAUUUCUGUGAAACCAAGAAAGCUUACUUUUUGGGGUACAUGGUGCAUCGAUUGCUGUUGGCUGCCCUUGGCAGAAGGGAACUCGAUGAUCGUGAUCACUAUGGUAAUAAGAGAUUGGAUUUGGCAGGACCUCUUCUUGCAUUCCUGUUUCGUGGGCUGUUCCGGAACUUGUCAAAGGAAGUGCGGAUGUAUGCCCAGAAGUUCAUAGACAAAGGGAAGGACUUCAACCUUGAGCUGGCUAUCAAGACCAGAAUCAUCACAGAUGGACUCAGGUACUCCCUGGCUACUGGUAACUGGGGAGAUCAAAAGAAGGCUCAUCAGGCUCGAGCUGGAGUCUCUCAGGUGCUGAAUCGGCUGACAUUUGCAUCAACACUCAGUCACCUGCGACGUGUGAAUUCCCCAAUUGGAAGAGAUGGAAAGCUUGCCAGGCCUCGACAGUUGCACAACACUCUAUGGGGUAUGAUUUGCCCUGCUGAGACACCUGAAGGAGCUGCUGUUGGGCUGGUGAAAAAUCUGGCUCUCAUGGCCUACAUCUCAGUGGGUUCUCAACCUUCUCCCAUCUUGGAAUUCUUGGAAGAAUGGAGUAUGGAGAACUUGGAAGAGAUUGCUCCUCAGGCUAUUUCAGAGGCAACUAAGAUCUUUGUGAACGGAUGUUGGGUUGGGAUCCAUCGAGAUCCUGAGCAGCUCAUGUCCACUCUACGAAAGCUCAGGAGACAGAUGGACAUCAUUGUGUCUGAAGUCUCCAUGGUGAGAGACAUCCGUGAUCGUGAGAUUAGGAUCUACACUGAUGCAGGGAGAAUCUGUCGUCCUCUGCUCAUUGUGGAGAACACACACCUCUUGCUCAAAAAGAGACAUAUUGAAAUGCUGAAGGAACGAGAAUACAACAACUACAGUUGGCAAGAUCUUGUGGCAUCAGGAGUGGUGGAAUACAUUGACACCAUGGAGGAAGAGACUGCAAUGAUUGCCAUGUCCCCAGAUGAUCUGCAGCAGGAUCGAGAAGUAGCAUAUUGUACAACAUACACACAUUGUGAGAUCCACCCAGCCAUGAUCCUCGGAAGUGCUAUGGGAAAGCAAGCAAUGGGUGUAUACAUUACGAAUUAUCAUGUUCGCAUGGACACAUUGGCUCAUGUUCUCUACUAUCCUCAAAAGCCUCUUGUUACAACUCGCUCCAUGGAAUAUCUACGAUUCCGAGAACUUCCUGCAGGAAUCAAUGCCAUUGUUGCAAUUGCUUGCUAUUCUGGCUACAAUCAAGAAGACUCUGUGAUCCUCAAUGCCUCAGCUAUUGAUCGAGGCUUCUUCCGGUCUGUGUUCUUCCGAUCUUACCGUGAUUCUGAGACGAAGAGGAUUGGAGAUCAAGAGGAGCAAUUUGAAAAGCCAUCACGUGACACCUGCCAGGGGAUGCGAAAUGCCAUUUAUGAUAAGCUGGAUGAUGAUGGGAUCAUUGCACCUGGGGUCAGAGUGUCUGGGGAUGAUGUCAUCAUUGGCAAGACCAUCACUCUUCCUGAGAAUAAUGAUGAGCUUGAAGGGACAACGAAGCGCUUCACGAAACGAGAUGCUAGUACAUUCUUGCGUCAUAGUGAGACUGGUAUCGUUGAUCAGGUCAUGCUGACCAUCAAUGCUGAAGGAUAUAAAUUCUGCAAGAUCCGAGUGCGAUCUGUACGCAUCCCUCAAAUUGGAGACAAGUUUGCAUCUCGUCAUGGUCAGAAAGGAACAUGUGGGAUCACAUAUCGGCAAGAGGACAUGCCUUUCACUUGUGAAGGGCUCUCACCUGAUGUUAUCAUCAAUCCGCAUGCCAUCCCAUCUCGAAUGACCAUUGGUCACUUGAUUGAGUGCCUUCAAGGGAAAGUCUCAGCCAACAAAGGGGAGAUUGGAGAUGCCACUCCCUUUAAUGAUGCUGUCAAUGUGUCCAAGAUCUCUCAACUCCUUGCUGAGUAUGGCUAUCACUUGCGAGGAAAUGAAGUGCUCUACAAUGGCUUCACUGGACGCAAGAUGAACGCCCAGGUGUUCUUGGGGCCUACCUACUACCAGCGUCUCAAGCACAUGGUGGACGAUAAGAUCCAUUCUCGAGCGCGAGGUCCUGUUCAGAUCCUUGUUCGACAGCCCAUGGAAGGUCGAGCCAGGGAUGGUGGAUUGCGAUUCGGAGAGAUGGAACGAGAUUGCCAGAUUGCACAUGGAGCUGCACAGUUCCUUCGAGAAAGGCUGUUUGAAGUUUCAGAUCCAUAUCGAGUCCAUGUCUGUCAUUUCUGUGGCUUGAUAUGCAUUGCCAAUCUUCGCAACAAUACCUUUGAAUGCAAGGGUUGUCGAAACAAAACACAGGUUAAUUUCUCAGGUGCGUCUCCCAUAUGCCUGCAAGCUGCUGAUUCAGGAGCUCAUGGCAAUGAACAUUGCUCCUCGUCUUAUGACCACUUGAAGCUGUCCUCUGAGAAGGAGGCAUAUCAUUUUUUGUUCCCUGUGUUGGCUGUUUUAACUGUUGGAAGGAGAAGUGUGGGAUUUGAUGACCUUGGGCUGGCAUUUCAUGAUAUGGGGAUCUCUGUGCCCUCCUUGGAAAAUUUUCUCAACCAUGUUGACUCAUCUCCAUUCCCAUUUUCUAUACCCAAGUACCCAUUGCCGAAGGAGAGCAAUUUGAAUUUCCUGAAACCAGGAAGUCAAGAAGUGGUACAUCGACCAAUUCAUGUCCAUGAACACCUUCCUCCCAUGUACCCAGAGAUGGAAGGAGAUUCAGGUGGUCUACAGGUGGAUGUGGGGAUGAGUGGGAACACAGCUCAGGGCUUAAGUUCGCCUCGGGGUGCUGCUCAAUCUGCUCCAGCACAGCACUUUUCACCCUAUGAGAAUCAACCCUCCAAGAAGCACAGGUUGGGACCAGGAGGAACAGAAGAAGUGGAAGCGGAUGGGACUCCAAUGCGGGAGAUCCUGAGUGUGAUGAUGACCACAUCGGGCUUCAUUUCCCCUGCUCGAGAGGGGAAGCUCCCCGAGGCUAAGCUCCCUUCCAAGGAUGUCCUCCUCUCGCGAUCUCCUUCUCCCAUGGAUCUGGCCGAUGACAAGCGUCCCAAGGGGAUCAACAUGAAGAAAGUGAUGAAGGGGGUGAAGAAGAUCGCAUCCAUCAAUGGGAAUCUCAAUAAGGAGAACAUGAAGCAUGAGUUGCCUAUUAUGAGUGGCCGGGUCAAAAAGCCGCCUCGGAAGAGAAGUCCUGGUCGAGCGGGUAAAGCAAGACCAAAGCCAAAGGUCAAAGUCAAGGCCCAGCCGAAGCCCAAACCUAAGCCUUUGAAGCCGCCACCGCCACUGACACCCCCACCACUUCCUCCGAUAAAACUGGAAAAUAUAGAGGAAGUAGAGACUGAGAAAGUGGCCAGUGAACCCACUAACAAGGGAAAGCUGAGCAUCUUCAAACGUGUUGCCAGCAAACUGAAGGAGGAAGAGACUUCUCUCCCUUUUCAAAGGCACGAAUCAGUGGCUGAGAUCAUUGAGGAUCCCUAUGAGGAUUUCCGAGAAGUGGCAGAGAGAGGUCCAAGCCCCAAGAAAUCCAAAGUGGAUGAUACAAUCGACUCGGUGAUUCGUGGAGACAUCAUGGAAGAAAGCAUCGAAGAAAGGGUGCAUGAACGGAAAGACAGAUACCCUUCAUUACCCCCUCCGUCUCCACCGCGAACUCCUACCGUCCGUCCAUCCCCACAUGAGAAAAGUAAGCGGGAGAAGACAGGGAAGAAGAGGAAACGGCACCAACCUGUGGUGGACGCUUAUGAAUCAAGGCCUCGGACUCCCGAAGCCCCUGUGGUGGUGAGGCCACCCAUGCCCGACACUUUCCCGACAUUUCCCAAGGUUCCUGCUCAUCCUAGCUUCAUCCCAAAUCCAACAUUGAAUCCAAUGUUUGGGAAGGUGACGUUUGGAGGACCUCCAGUUUUCCCUCCCGAUCUCUCGGAGAAAGAGGAGAAGAGAAAAGAAAAACAGAGGAAGAAGGAGAAAAGAAAAGAAAAGAAGGCAAUGAAGGAGGGAAAAGAGAGAAAAGACAAAGAAAAGAAGGAAAAGAAAAGAAAGGAAAAGGAAUCCCUGAAGGAGGUAGACUUGCAUCAUGAUUUCCUCAUCAUCACCUUGACUAGCACCAUCAAGCCAUUGAAGAAGCCAACUGAAGAGGAAGAGGUGAAGGAGGAACGCUUUUUACCUCUGUCUCCAGAGCUGGCCAAGUUCUCGGCCUUGAAUGCCCCAGGGGUGGGAACCCCCGGCCAGCCGAGUGGCAGCCGAGGUCGUGGGGUCAGAGAUCGCAGUCCUCGAGGCGGGAAAAAAGGAUCCGGUCGAGGGAGGAAGUUAUCAGCUGAAGCAGACACCAAUCCUGUUCCACCAUCCACUUUGGGGGUCAUCACGGAGACCAUCGGUUCUUAUGUUGAUGAGGAAGGGAACAAAGUGUGGAUCUGUCCCUGCUGUGGACGGCAGGAUGAUGGCACUCCCAUGAUUGGAUGUGACAAGUGUGAUGACUGGUAUCAUUGGGUGUGUGUGGGGAUCCAGGUGCCUCCGGACGAGGACGAGCCGUGGUACUGUGUCAAGUGCCUUUCCAAAAAGCAUGGGCUCACCAUGACACCAGGGAAGGGAAAACGGGGACGCAAGAAGGUCCCUUGAAUGUGUCAUCUUGUCCGUACAUUCUCUUUGAGCAUCGAAUCAUCUCUGUGCGCUGCAUCCCGGGAGACGAAUACCGUUACCGGUACUGCAUUUUCUCUCGUGGGAAUCAAUCUCCCGAUCGAUUCGAGCCCGUACAUGAUUCUAGAGGUGUGGCUUGAUGCAAAUGUGAUGAGAAAAUAUUUAAAUGAUUUUCUACAAAUUACAUGAUUGAUGAUGAAAUGAGAUGAAAUAUAUAGUACAAUGAUUAUAUGA